Messenger RNA from Lottia gigantea (owl limpet), 957 nucleotides. RefSeq lists its product as hypothetical. Bases 1 to 957 code for a protein of 318 amino acids. The record is from RefSeq and is a predicted model, not a curated record. NCBI's taxonomy places the organism in Eukaryota, Metazoa, Mollusca, Gastropoda, Lottiidae. The transcript is spliced from 4 exons.
AUGACACCAACAGAUCAUAUUUAUAUUAAUUUGCUGAAGGACUUGGACACCACGUUAGGUUUUAAAUUCGAUUUUGAAAUCAAAACUGAAACCAAUGGUCCACAACUUAAUUUAACUUGUCGAAGUCCUUGGACGAACCCACUGGUAACAACUAAGUCAACAACAAGUGCUGGGGGUAAUAGCUUACAGAGUGACAGUACAACAGAUAGGUCUUUCACAACCACAAUGGUAACAACUCAGACAACAACAGCUGCUGGAGGUAAUAGAUUACAGAGUGACAGUACAACAGGAACAUCUGGACAGUCUGAGUCUACUAUAACUACAGACAGAAGUAAGGUACCAGAGGGCAAUUCAUAUCUACCUGUGAUAGUAGGCUGUACUGUUAGUGGUGUAGUUCUAGUGUCUGUAAUUAUUGUUAUAGUCGUAUGUUUCCGGAAACGGAGAAAUCAGAAACCCCAGAACGACCAGAACGUAUUGGAUCAGAAUAUUAGAGAUAGUGAUAGAAAUAUUUACCUUGCCACGAUACCUGAUAGACCCAGUCACAUUCAACAUCAGAAUACAACCGACACCUUAUCAAAUACAGUGUAUAAUAGUUUAGAUUCAAGAUACAAUACUUCCAGUGAUUUAAAACCAUAUGAACAUCUACCAAAACAAGAAAACAGCCUAACAGAACACCAGGAAGAUUUACCACAUAUAGACAACGAUUACGUUAUUGUUGUGGAAGGUUCGAGUCCGGAAAAUGAAAUCGAACUCAACACAAUUCCUCCAAAUAACGUUUAUAGCAGACCUGAUCCACGAAACAAUACUUCCAGUGACUAUAGACCUUACGAACAUCUUCCAAAACAAGAAAAGGAUAUUACUAAGCAACAAGAACAUGUUUCAGAGCUACAGGAAGACGUUCUGUUUACAAACAACGAUUAUAUUGAUGUUGUGGAAGAUACGAGUCCAUGUAAUUAA